AUGAAAUUGGGGAAGGAGAGUGAGAGAAAGCUCAAAGAGAGACAAGAUGAACUUCUUAGGGCUCAAAGAAAGGAGGAAGAGGAAAUGAGGAAAAAACAGGAGAGAGAGGACAUUUUAAGGGAACUUCAAGAACAAAUGGAGUACACAAUAGCUGUGGAGGUGCCUGUGGUUGAUUGUGAGGACUUAAGCACUGAGUAUGUGAGGAUUAUAAGCAAGGAUGGUGCUGAUGAGGUGUUUCCAGGAGCCUCUCAACCACAACCCACACAAGAAUCUUCACCCUCCAAAAAACCUACUUCUCCUAAACCAAAACAAAAGGCCAACGUCAAGCCAACUACUCCAAAAGCUCCUAAGGUUCCUAAAGCCAAGAAACUGACCCCUAAGAGGAGACCCACCCCAACUCUGUUUGACCCUGCUGUUUGUUGUGAUCACAACACAACAAACUUUGUGGAGUCAUUCAAUGCAUGCACAAAACCAUACAGAGACAUGCCUGUAUUCUCAUUGUUGGAAGCAAUCAGAAAGUGGUGUAUGGAGAGGGUUGGGGCAAGAUUUGACAUGGCAAUUGAUAUGGAGGAUGGUCAGUUGACUGAGUAUGCCAAGAAAGAGGUGGAUGAAAGAACAGGAGAGUCUAGGUUCUGCUAUGCUACAGCCUGUGGUGGGGGGGAAUUUGAGGUCAGAGAUGCACAUGUGAACUUCCCCAUCAGGUUAUCAACUAGAAGCUGUGGGUGUGGGAAGUGGCAAAUUUCUGGAAUCCCCUGCAAGCAUGCACUCAGGGUGAUUUAUGACCAAAGGCUGAACCCCAUUGAUUUUGUCUCCCCAUUCUUCAAGUCUGCUGCAUACAAGCUUACAUAUGCAGACCACAUUCACCCCAUGUCAGACCCAACACAGUGGCCUAACUUUUCUCUCCCUACCAUUCAGCCUCCAGUCAUCAAAAGACAAGCUGGCAGACCUGCUAAGAAGAGAAAGAGAGGACCAAAUGAACCCAGGAAGGGGAAGAGAAACAACAAUGUGAAAUGUGGAAAGUGUAGGGAGUUUGGUCAUAACUCAAGGACAUGUAAGAAUGGAGGACCAAGCACUGGACCAAGCACUUCAGCAGCAGCAGGAGCAAGUACAUCACAAGGGGGUUCAAGGGGGAGGAAAAGAGCAAACACAGCAACUUAA
Spinacia oleracea (spinach) is the source of this 1158-nucleotide messenger RNA. RefSeq lists its product as uncharacterized. Lineage: Eukaryota; Viridiplantae; Streptophyta; Magnoliopsida; Caryophyllales; Amaranthaceae. Gene Ontology annotation, molecular function: zinc ion binding. The transcript is spliced from 3 exons. Bases 1 to 1158 code for a protein of 385 amino acids. The record is from RefSeq and is a predicted model, not a curated record.